UUUGACACGUCACUCUGUCACAUGACAAGCACUCGAUGUUUCUUCUAUCACGUAAAGACUUGAUGUACUUAUUUACUGUACGCCCUUAAGCCUGCAUAGCACACGUUUGAACACAUUUAAAAUCUUUUUGUGUGUUCCUGCUGAAAGGUGGGGUUAAAAAAGCUAAUGUAAUCAAGUAUUUAAGGAAUUAUUGACUGACGUUAUGCAGUAGUUGAGGUGGUUCCUGACCGUGGCCACUGGGGGGCAGUGGUAUGCCACACGUUGAAAGACGGUGUUGUUGUCUUGCUGGGGGGGAUGGAGCGUGUAAGAGCCGUCAUGGGACCAUGUUUGCUGUUGUCCAGACAGCACGGUGGUCAUAUGAGCAGCAGCAGCAGAAGAAACAGUGAUGGAGGGCUUGUUCCGCUGGAUGAGGUGCUGCUGUGGCGAGGGCGACGCGGCGAGAGAAACAAACAAGGAAGAGGAAGAAAUGGAAGGGCUGGGGAUGGAGCAGAGCGUCGUCAAGAAGAGCAGAAGUUCAUCAUCUCUGCCAGCUGCUCAGUUGGAUCAGGAUGGUCCUGGCAGGGAGCCUCACUGGUUCCGCACGCUGCAGAUGCGACGGCUUCGGGUGCAGCGAGGGCGCAGUAACAGUGACCCGUGGAGCAGGAAGAGCUGCCAGGAUCCCUCUGUCUGGAAACCACAGCUUCAGUUCGGAACAGCUACCUCGUACGUGAGUCUGGAGAAACUUGGUGAAGGCUCAUACGCGUCUGUUUAUAAAGGCAUCAGCAGGAUUAACGGGCAGCUGGUGGCGCUGAAAGUGAUUGAGACAAAGACCGAGGAGGGCGUGCCGUUCACCGCCAUCAGAGAAGCCUCUCUGCUCAAAGGCCUGAAACACGCCAACAUCGUCCUCCUCCACGACAUCAUCCACACUAGAGACUCGCUCACCUUUGUCUUCGAAUAUGUGCAGACGGACCUGGCCCAGUACAUGAACCAGCAUCCGGGGGGUCUGCACUCUCACAACGUACGGUGGGUCGGGGACGUGAAGGCUCCGCAGGGACGCACACGAGGUGAGCAACAAAACUCCCGCCAUCAGGUGCAGCACACCUGCCGUCCAACCGCAGAACAGCGCGUCCCCGAACUCCCAGCGCGGUACCACCUACGGCAGGGACUCGAAGAAGCGCCGCGCGGCCACGUGGGCGACGUACGAGACGGGAACCAGAACCAGAACCACGCACACAAGGCUCACCACCCCUCCCCACGUCUUCAUCAAUCUCUUGGCACGUCCGUCGCACACCUUGACCACGUGCAAGCCAGGUAUGGCGAGGCAGAGCGCGACUAGCCCAGCGCACACGAGCACGUGCGCCAGCUUGAUGUCACGGCACCGACACAGGAGCGCGCCGUGCACCUGCACCAUGCACGUCUCCCACAGGCCCAACUCGUACAUCUCCGCCGGAAGUAGCACCGUGGACAAGGUCAGCCACGCGGACAUGAGCGUGCACGCCAACAGCAACCACCAAGCGCACGCACACAGCGCGACCCCGACCAGCUCCAGAACUAGAGUGCUUGGGUCCAUGAUCUCCCCGAUUCUCAACAUCGGUUCUAAUUACGGCUUUUUAGGAACCCCCCUUCCUGGGAAUAGCCAGGAAGUGCUUCCUAACUUUUUUGGGGGGGGAAGGAGAUGACGAUUUUAAAAAUAAAAGUUAAAAAAAAAGAGCGUGAAUUUGUGUGAUAAAAUACUUAAGCCAACAUUUUUUAAAUGAGCGUAUUAUUAAUGAAAUGUUCAUCUAUCCGGGAGGAGCUCAGAGUAGAGCCGCUGCUCCUUCACAUCGAGAGAAGCCAGCUGAUGUGGCUCGGGCA
This is a messenger RNA of Dunckerocampus dactyliophorus (ringed pipefish), 1833 nucleotides long. RefSeq names its product cyclin-dependent kinase 15-like. Gene Ontology annotation, cellular component: nucleus; cytoplasm; cytosol. Gene Ontology annotation, molecular function: cyclin-dependent protein serine/threonine kinase activity; ATP binding; cyclin binding. Gene Ontology annotation, biological process: protein phosphorylation. The record is from RefSeq and is a predicted model, not a curated record. The transcript is spliced from 7 exons. Bases 386 to 1315 code for a protein of 309 amino acids. Lineage: Eukaryota; Metazoa; Chordata; Actinopteri; Syngnathiformes; Syngnathidae.